UUGGCUGGCGAGUCGAGGAGGCGGGCUUGGAAGUCGGCACGUCCCGACAUGGCCGACUGCGGCGGCUGGCGGCCGCCGCGCCCCUGUGAAGCUUACCGCACCGAGUGGAAGCUCUGCCGCAGCGCCAGGCACUUCCUGCUCCACUACUACGUCCACGGCGAGUGGCCGGUCUGCGAGCAGUGGCGGCGCGACCUGGCCAGCUGCCACGACUGGGAGGAGCGCCGCAGCGCCGAGGCCCAGCGAUCCCUCUGUGAGAGCGAGCGGACACGAGUCCAGGCGGCACGGAAGCACGCCCUGGUGUGGGCCCUGAGGCAGCACCCCCCUGCAGACUGGCACCUCCCUCUGCCACAGGAGAAGGACAAGUGACUCAUACCCCUGGCCCUUGGCCUGUGCAGCUUCCUCAGGUCUGUGUCAAGUGGGGCUGUUGCAUAGCCCUAAGGAAUGUGACCAGCUCAAACAGUCUAGUGGAUCCCUGCACGCACCAACCUGACUUGGAACAUGGAGCAGGACAUCACCAGCCCUGCUUGCCUGCCCCUAACCUGCACAUAGGGCAUUCUGACACUGCAAUGCUAAAAGAGACAACUGUACCCACUCCAGAGCUUCCAGGAAGCCAGGCAUUGUGGCAGGUACCCAUGAGCAGCCAGGACAGGCUGGAUACAACAGCACAAGAGAUGGCAAUCCUGAGGUCUAGGUUCCCAGGUAAACUCUUGAAAGAUAGCCCUGACCUUGUGGAUACAUGGUUGAGUCAGAAUGAGAUAGCUAAACAGUGUUGCUGCUGUGAAUGCCUUUCCUUGUCCUUGGGAAACAGGCCACCAUGUCCUGGGCUUGGUAUUGUCAGCCCUUGGCAUCUGAAGCAUGGCGCUCAUUCUUCUCCAACUUGCUUGCUGGGUUCCACUGUGGGUGCAGGCCCCUUUGCACCAGCAAGCUUCACCUCUCAGGCUUCAAGGUAGGCCCUUGGAAACACUCGCUUUUAAGAAAUGCACACAGCUGUAGAACACACAACCUUGCAUAAAAAGGAUUCCUGGACUUUUGGUUUAAGAAGUCUAAGCCCAAGACACAUGGAAUUUAGAACUCCUUCCCUCAAAAUUUCUCCUGGUCUUUAAUGUAGCAAAAGCUACUUCACUAUGUUUGAUUCCAAAUAGAAGCUGAAAAUUUCAUUCACAUGUGUUAGAUUCCACACCUAACAAUGUUGUGCUCAGACAGUAUGCUUAUUCUCUUGUAGAUGUUUUAAAUAUAUAUUUUUAUGAAACUCCAAGAACACUAGUUUUAUUACUCAUAAAAUGGUUCAGCAUUCUGUGGCCACAUGGAGGCCCAGUUGUGUGUUACCGAUGGCUGGGCUAACCGUGUACCCUCCCUUUCUUCCUGGCCCAGGCAGCAGGUCAAACAUCUUUUAAUUUGUUCUUUAGGGUGAAAUAAUUGAUCAGAAGGACAUACAUUAAAGAAUAUUUCCCCUCUUG
Messenger RNA from Carlito syrichta (Philippine tarsier), 1457 nucleotides. It is a transcript of the gene CUNH22orf39, whose product is annotated as chromosome unknown C22orf39 homolog. Bases 49 to 366 code for a protein of 105 amino acids. The transcript is spliced from 3 exons. The record is from RefSeq and is a predicted model, not a curated record. NCBI's taxonomy places the organism in Eukaryota, Metazoa, Chordata, Mammalia, Primates, Tarsiidae.